UAAAGGAUGGAUUUAACUUGUCAUUAACAUUAUUUAAAAUAAUAAAACAUGAUAUAUAUUAUUUUAGUCUCUUUAAUCUUCGCGUCAUCCUCAUUGAUUCAGGCAUCGAAACUUGAUUUACAAGACUGUUAUACUACUGCACAUAAUUUCUCUCUAAGUAACGUAAACAUCAAAGGACUCCCUGUAAAAGCUGGAAGUAAUAUAACUUUAGAAUUCGAUGCGUUAUCUUUGAUGAAAGUAGAAGAAGGUACCAAAAUAGAAGUCAGUAUCAGUUACUAUUUUCUUACCUAUUCUUGUUAUAACAACAAAUUGCUUUGCUUCGAUAUCUGCAAACUAGCGAGCCAAGGUGCUAUAAUCUGUUUGGUUGAUGGCCAUCCUUGCAAAUGCCCAUUUCAUCCUGGAUAUUAUAAAAUUCGUAACUUUGUAGCUAAAAUGCCAGCAUCACCAAUUUGGUUUACGAGUAUUAAAGUAACUGUCCGAAUUAAAGCGUAUGAUCCUUCAGGAAAACUAAUAGGAUGCAUCAAAGCUAAAAAUGUUCCGGUAAUCUAUUAAAGGAUACAAAUGAACUUAAAAGGUUUCCCGUAUAGCACGUCAUAAAAUAAUCAAUCAAAAAUUUAUGUAUUGUUUACAAUAGCGAGGU
Messenger RNA from Centruroides sculpturatus (bark scorpion), 640 nucleotides. RefSeq lists its product as uncharacterized. Bases 49 to 552 code for a protein of 167 amino acids. The transcript is spliced from 4 exons. The record is from RefSeq and is a predicted model, not a curated record. Lineage: Eukaryota; Metazoa; Arthropoda; Arachnida; Scorpiones; Buthidae.